Messenger RNA from Enterobius vermicularis (human pinworm), 759 nucleotides. NCBI's taxonomy places the organism in Eukaryota, Metazoa, Nematoda, Chromadorea, Rhabditida, Oxyuridae. The record is from the annotation of a GenBank genome assembly.
AUGGCGGUUGGUAAAAGUAAGAAGAUAAUCAAAAAAGGUACGAAAAAGAAGGUUAUAGAUCCGUUUACACGUAAAGAAUGGUAUGAUGUUAAAGCACCAGCGAUGUUUACAAAUCGCAAUAUUGGAAAAACACUUGUUAAUCGAACCCAGGGAACAAAAAUAGCUAGUGAAGGGCUUAAGGGACGUGUUUUCGAAGUGUCCUUAGGAGACCUCAAUAAUUCUGAAUCUGAUUUCCGCAAAUUUCGGCUAAUUUGCGAAGAUGUACAGGGACGUAAUUGCUUAACCAACUUCCAUGGCAUGACAUUUACUCGUGACAAGCUCUGCUCAAUUACUUUAAUUGAAGCCAAUACUGCUGUAAAAACUUCAGACGGUUAUCUCCUGAGGUUGUUUUGCAUUGGCUUUACCAAAAAAUGCCAAGGGCAGAUGAAGAAAACUAGUUAUGCAAAAACUUCGAAGAUCAAGUCAAUUCGCGCGAAGAUGAUUUCACACAUACAAGCGGAGGUUCAAGGAAGUGACCUUCGCGAAUUAUGCAACAAGCUGAUUCCUGAUUCCAUAGGCAAAGACAUUGAGAAGGCUUGCUCAUAUAUUUAUCCUUUACAAGAUGUAUACAUAAAGAAAGUGAAAAUAUUGAAAAAACCAAAGUUUGAUCACAGUCGGUUAAUGGAGAUGCAUGGUGAUAUCGGAUCUCACACAAAUCCAGAAGGGGAAAAAGUUGAUCGACCUGACGAUUAUGAGCCGCCCGUGCAAGAAACUGUUUAA